AUGAAGAUAAAAGCUUAAAUUUAAAUGCUUAGAUAACACCUAAAAAUGAUUUAAACUUUUCCUUAACCAACUAAACGCCUAAGUAAAUCUAAUUAGAUGAGAUGCAAAAUUAGCAAAAGCAGUUAAUAUAAAAUGAAAAAUAAUAUAACAAAGAUUAUUACUAUUGCAGUUUGCGAAGUUAAUAAAAAUAAAAAUUACUAAACUCAUCUAAAAGCGAAAAUUAACUCUUAAGAAAUUUUUCUCAUAAAUUCAUGCAUGAUGUAUAUAAUUUUAAUUACAAAAGUAAAAAUGAUGGAGUUUCUGAUUAACCAUUAUAGAUAGAAAAUAAAGAUUGUCAAAACGAUGGAAUUUUUAAUAAAAGCCACAUAAUAACUUCACCCAAAGGGCAAUUCAAUUAAUAAUCUUUGUUAGAAAGAUCACCUGAAGCAAAUAUAACAAAAUCCUAAAACACUUAAACCCUAAGCAUUAUGUAAAAUUAAAAAAAUAAGUUAAAAAUAUCUUGUGAUGAAGCUUGUAUUCCUAUGA
This is a messenger RNA of Tetrahymena thermophila SB210, 525 nucleotides long. RefSeq lists its product as hypothetical. NCBI's taxonomy places the organism in Eukaryota, Ciliophora, Oligohymenophorea, Hymenostomatida, Tetrahymenidae. The record is from RefSeq and is a predicted model, not a curated record. The transcript has a single exon.